Molecule: messenger RNA, 1665 nt
Organism: Molossus molossus (Pallas's mastiff bat)
Lineage: Eukaryota; Metazoa; Chordata; Mammalia; Chiroptera; Molossidae
Gene: LDHD
Product: lactate dehydrogenase D
Exons: 11
Coding region: 17-1468 (483 amino acids)
Biological process (GO): lactate catabolic process
Cellular component (GO): mitochondrion
Molecular function (GO): D-lactate dehydrogenase (NAD+) activity; FAD binding; D-lactate dehydrogenase (cytochrome) activity
Source: RefSeq, a predicted model, not a curated record
UAGCGGUUACCCAGCUAUGGCCAGUCUACUCCGGGCUACAGCAACCUGGGGGCUGUUCCCCUGGAGGGGCUACUGCUCUAGGCAGGGAAAACUCAGCAAGGACUUUGUGGAGGCUCUGAAGGCGGUUGUGGGGAACCCCCAUGUGUCUACUGCUGCUGCAGUCCUACAACAACACGGGCACGAUGAGUCCAUACACAGGUGCCAACCUCCGGACGCUGUGGUGUGGCCCCAGAAUGUGGAGCAGGUCAGCCGGCUGGCAGCUCUGUGCUACAACCAAGGCGUGCCCAUCAUCCCCUUUGGAACAGGCACUGGGCUUGAGGGUGGAGUCUGUGCUGUGCAGGGCGGUGUCUGCAUCAAUCUGACCCACAUGGACCGAAUCCUGGAGCUGAAUGCAGAAGACUUCUCUGUGGUGGUGGAGCCCGGUGUCACACGCAAAGCGCUCAACACCUACCUGCGGGCCAGUGGCCUCUGGUUUCCUGUGGACCCAGGUGCAGAUGCCUCUCUGUGUGGCAUGGCAGCUACUGGGGCCUCAGGCACCAAUGCUGUGCGCUAUGGCACUGUUCGAGACAAUGUGCUAAACCUGGAGGUGGUGCUGCCCGGCGGGGAGCUGCUUCACACCGCAGGCCAGGGCCGUCAUUUCCGGAAGAGCGCAGCUGGCUACAACCUCACCGGGCUCUUUGUGGGCUCUGAAGGGACACUGGGGCUCAUCACAGCCGCCACCUUGCGCCUGCACCCUGUACCUGAGGCCACGGUGGCUGCCACCUGUGCAUUCCCCAGUGUCCAGGCGGCCGUGGAUACCACCGUUAACAUCCUCCAGGCUGCAGUGCCUGUGGCCCGCAUUGAGUUCCUGGAUGAGGUCAUGAUAGACGCCUGCAACAGGCACAGCAACCUGAACUGCACUGUGGCACCCACGCUCUUCCUCGAGUUCCAUGGCUCUAAGCAGGCACUGGCAGAGCAGCUGCAGCGGGCAGAGGAGAUCACCCAGUACAAUGGAGCCCUCAACUUCUCCUGGGCCAAGGAGGCGGAAGAGCGCAACCAGCUCUGGGCAGCCCGGCACAAUGCCUGGUACGCAGCCCUGGCCCUGCGGCCAGGCUGCAAGGGCUAUGCCACUGAUGUUUGUGUACCCAUCUCCCGGCUGCCAGAGAUCCUGGUGCAGACCAAGGAGGACCUGCAGGCCUCGGGGCUCACAGGAACCAUGGUUGGACAUGUGGGCGACGGCAAUUUCCACUGCGUCCUGGUGGUAGACCCGGAGGAUGCUGAGGAGCUCCGCAGGGCCGAGGCCUUUGCAUACCAGCUGGGCAGGCGGGCACUGGCGCUCCACGGGACAUGCACUGGGGAACAUGGCAUUGGGCUGGGCAAGCGGAAGCUGCUGCAGGAGGAGGUGGGUGCCGUGGGCAUAGAGAUCAUGAGGCAGCUCAAGGCCACACUGGAUCCCCGAGGCCUCAUGAACCCAAGCAAGGUGCUAUGAGGGGCUCCGAGCACUGGGUCCCCAAGCCCCAAGACAAUGGAACAUCCCGUCUGGACUCUUUCUUCAUGCCACAGAACAGCCCUGUCCAUGACUCUUAUCUGGAGCCCAAGGCCAGAGGGGAGAAGCCUGAAGGCCUGGCUCCUUCGGGCCUCCUGCUGUCUCGGGGAGCCUUUGGUCCAGUAAACAGCUCAGGAUCA